CUUUGGGUUUUAUUUUCUCUUAAUUAAGGGAAGUUCUGUCGCAAAAUUCAUUUUCUUUUUGUAAUAACCCAAAAGAAUCGCAGUAUUUGUGGUAUAAACUAAUAAAUAUGAACAAGUGAAAAUAUAUCAUGUACGCCAAACUUGCGGUAAAUGACGCCAUUACAGGUAGUCAGAUAAUAAUAUGGAAACCAAUGUCUCAAUCAGCUGACGGAUGGAUUACAGUUGCCGGCGAUUAAUAGACAUUGUAUUUUUUCCUUUGCUUUAGUGUUACCUGCCAACGUUCUUGUAUUAUAAUGGUGAACUCCUGUGCAGCGUUGGGUUGCACGGAAAAAUACGUUAAAGGAGGUGAACUUUCAUUUCACAGUUUCCCCGCAGAUGAAGUACGGAGGAAUGUUUGGACCCUUGCACUGAAAAGGAAGAAUUUUAAAGCAACCAAGUUCACAAAAAUAUGCAGUAAACAUUUUUCAUCAGACUGUUUCGACACUGAUGCCUUUGGUUCCGGAAGAAAACUGAAGCGUGAUGCUGUUCCAUCAAUUUUUAAUUGUCCUCUGCAUUCAGCAUCGAAUGGAAGAAAUAAAUUGCCACAGUUUGAAAGAAACACGGAAAAAGUUUCGUCUGCAACGGACAAUGAAAUGUGUUCCGCAAAUAAUCAGCCCCUAAAACAGAGAAGAAGGUCUAGAAAAGCUUGUAUGUGUCACUAUCAUAAGGAAGUUGGUAAAGAUGGUCUUGAAAGUACCAUAAAGAAGAAACUUGUACACAGACAAAAAUCUCGGCGUGAAGUUACUGAAAGUAUUGGCGAAAUGUUAGAGGUUGAUCUGUAUCCUCACACAUUCAUUAUGAAUAUGAGACAGGAGCCAGAGGAUUAUGAGAAUGAGGUUGAUCUGUAUCCUCACACUUUCAUUAUGAAUAUCAAACAGGAGCCAAAGGAUUAUGAGAACAAGUUUACAGAAGGUCCACCAAUAACUGCAGACUGCAGUGUCGGUAUCAAGGAAGAUCCUGAGCUGGAUCUGGGUGUGGAUGUGAUUGAGAAUGGUGUUCUCAAAGAGCAUUUUCAAACAUCAGUGUGUACUGACAACAUCAAGAAAGAGCCUGAAUUGACAUUUGAAGUGGCUGAAUUGAAGGAUAGUAUUGAUGUAUCUGCAGAACAUUUUGUUCCUGAGUAUUGUCCAUCAAGCACUAAGAAGGAAGAGGAGUGUGAUUAUCUUGUGUUGUUGAUAGUCACAUAAAUACAAGCAACUGAUCAUUUUUAAAACCGGAUACAAAUGUAAGAAAAUUACCCCACUUACAAUCAUCCAUCAUUCCCUGUUUAGCUUUCACUCUGGUUGCAGUGUGUCCAUUACAAAUUCCCGACCAAUGUAUCUCCUUUACUCCUCAGUGCCAGUCUUCAAACUGGUUAGCGAAAUAGUUAACUUCAGCUUUCAAAAGUAUGGCCUUUUAAGGAAAAAAGACGUUUGUUAUCAUGUUUACUUAAUAAUCAAGUGUUACAAUGUUCAUAUUAUAUUUUUCCUCGAGUCAGACAAGAUUGUGAUGAUGGCUAGCACUGACAAAUGACAAAACUUGAAGUUCGUGUCGGCAACCUUCAGCAGCAGAAGCAGGGAAAGGUGUAGCAGUGACGGAUAUUUGUCUACACUGGAACAGCGCAGAUUAUUGCAGUAAGUGCGUCGUACAAAAACAGUUGAGAGUUUUGGUGCUCCUGUGAGAUGUAGCUCUGUGGUCCAAGUCUGUUAUGACACAAAGUGACAACAGAAAUGUGUAAUUUUAGGCACACUGCUUCAGGCUUCAAGGGGCAUGUACAUACUACUGAGGACACAGACGCUGAGCAAGCUGCCAUCAAAAGUUGUCUUAAUUAUUUGAUGUCUUGCCAUCACACCUCAGUCAUCAUAGCAUUCGACUACUACUAAAUCAGCUUGUUUCAUUUCUACAAUCCUAAGAUUGUAUGAGAGUCACACUGAAAUUUGUGAGCAACCCAUUGUUAAAAUUCUAAUUCAAACAAUGUAAGGAAAAAGAACUGCAGGAUUGUAAUCUUCAGACAUUACUCCACAUAUGCCCGUAUUGUGACAUAGCAUCUCUUAUGUAACCACAAGCAGCACUUCGAUGAUCGAUGUCAGUGUUCCAUUUUGACAGCGUCCUCUUAUUGAAUUCCUUGUUAAAGAGGGAAAAAUGUGCUCUGUUGAAAUCCACCUCAGACUUCAUGCCUACAGAGAUGUCUGAAUAGUCACUAGUAGUGUUAAGAGGUGGGUGACACAGUUUAAAGACAAUAUCAAACAAAGGAAAAUCCAGGAUGGAUUCAGCAGCCAGAGACUGUGAUCAUGUGUGUCCAAGUCUGUUUGUCUCUGUCUGUGUGUGUGUGUAACCUUGACCACCCUUCACCAAGCAUUCAAUCAAAACGACCAGGCAAUCUCAUCUGUGGGGUCAUUCUGCCCCAUGACAAUGCAAAGCCUCAUAUGGCCAACACAGUUGUGACACUUCUGCAGAAAUUGAAAUGGGAGGUUCUUGGCCACCCUCCACAGAGCCCGGACAUCUCUCCCUGUGAUUACGCCAUUUUUGGCCCCCUUAAAAAGGCUCUGAGGGGCAAACUAUUCACUUCAGAUGAUGACGUCCAGCUGUACUUGUGGAACUGGUUAACAUUGCAGCUCCAGGAAUUUUAUGAGACAGCCAUUGACCACCUUCUGUCACAGUGGGACAAGUGUCUCAACAGCCAGGGUCAAUACUUCUAACAUACGGGUACCGGUUUCUGUAAUUAUGCCUCUGGCUCGUUUCUUUUUGAACACCCCUUAUAUAUGAUCUAAGUAAAGCAUCGAUUGAAUUCCCUUUAACAUAUUUCUAACAAAACUGGAGUAUUAUGGUGUACAAACGUCUACAUUAGUAGUAAGAUCACCAAUGUAGGAAAAGAAAGAUACCUACUUACCAUAAAGAAGGAAAGUAAAGUUGCGGACAGGCGCAAUUAAAAGACUCUUACAUAAAGCUUUUGGCCACAGCCCUCGUCAGUAAAAGAGACAUGCACACAAACAAGCACACCUCGUGCACGCCACACAACUACCUACUCCAGCAUCUCAGGUCUGUCUGCAGCUAGACAUGCCUUUUUUACAGCGAGUAGCAAUCUGCUUUUUCCUACAUUGUUGAUACUCCCACCUGUUGUUUCCAUUGUUUGAUUACAUUGGUAGUAAUUUCUUCCUGCCCUGAACAGAAGACAUUAUGUCUCAGUUAGAAAUACUCUUUCCAUCUUAAGGUACAGGUAUUCCACAGGGCUCUGUCCUUGGCCCCUUCUUUUACAUUGUAGCUUAUCAGUGACCUGCCCCAUUGUGUAUCACAGUGUGUUAGCUUCUAAACUGAUAUACAACUUUACUUACUUUGCAUCAUGACAUCCCAGCUCUUGAUAAGAUUAUGCAAGAAACUCUUAACUCUGCAUUAAGUUGAUUUGCAGCCAAUUAACUCCUUUGUAAUCCAAGCAGAACCAAAAAGCUUAUGUUAGGACUGCCUAACAAUGUAGCUAUGUGUAUCAAACCCUUAGGAAUACAUAUUGUUGCCAAAAUAAGUUGGGAAGAGGAUAUAACAUGUAGUAACUGAGAGAUAAGGUCAGUAAUAAUUAUCUCCAUAUGACAUACUUCACAUUCUUUUGAUCACGUAUAUUGUAUGGCCUACUCAUAUCAGAAGAAUCUCCUCCUGACAGUAACAUUUGAAAAGUAAGAGAAAAAAAUUGUCUGUAAUAUGUAAGGCUGGUCCUAAAGAGCACUGUUGCCCUCUUUUUUACAAGGCUUAAGAUAUUAGCAGUGUUGAAUCAGUGUACCUAUGAGUCUCCACUCGUUCUUCAUAACAUAUGUCAUUAGGGAAGCAAUGCAUGAACAUGACACUAGAAAUAAGGCAAACAUUGUCAUACAAAAGUACAGGCCAGCAAUAGCAAGAAACUCGCAUAAAUUGAAUGUCUUCAACAUUUUAAUGUUUUUUCUCUCACUGCUUGAUCCUUACCACUUAAAAAAUUAAAAUUAUAAGACUGGCUGACAAAAAUCCAUGUUGCAAUAUAACAGAGUUAUAUGAUAUGGACAAUAUUGAUAUUAAUAUUUAAGAUUAUAGUUCUAUAUAUGGUACUUAAUUUGUACUUGUAAUGAGCAUUAAUAUUAAUACUUUGAUUGCAGAUGUAACUUUCUGUCUCUGAGAAAACCUAUUCUACUGUAUGCUUUCAAUGGCAAAU
Messenger RNA from Schistocerca nitens (vagrant locust), 4189 nucleotides. RefSeq lists its product as uncharacterized. Gene Ontology annotation, molecular function: sequence-specific DNA binding. The record is from RefSeq and is a predicted model, not a curated record. The coding region runs from base 294 to 1226 and encodes 310 amino acids. The transcript has 8 exons. NCBI's taxonomy places the organism in Eukaryota, Metazoa, Arthropoda, Insecta, Orthoptera, Acrididae.